AAGAAUCACGAAAUACAUAACAUUUACAUAAUUCAAACUUAAAUUUAUGCUGUGGCUACCCACAUUUCAUGACUGUAAUUAUAUAUGAUCUGUAGUUGCAAAGAAAUUUCACAAACAGACUCUUAUAUAAACAAUGUUAAGCUCAUCUACAACACCACCAAAAAAAGGAAACAGAAAUUUAAACAAGAAAAAUCUCAAGCACUCGUUAAGAUUCGUGUUUUUUCUUUCAGUGCUUGCAGCAGUAUCUUAUAGAAUCUCUUCCACAGUCACUGUUUCUUCUUUUUCUUCUUCAUUUUCUUCUUCCAUGUAUCCACUUCCACCAAAGUCUAAUCGCACUCAGAAGCGUUUGCAGAUAGUUUUUCGAGCUAUAUACUUUGCAGUUUCCUUGUCUAAGAAAGCAGUUAAUACCAAUGCCUUGCUGUUUCCUUCAGUUUUGCAUCACAAUCCCUCCUACGUUGCCAUUGAUGUACAACCCUCCAAAAAUGAUCGCCUCGAAAGAUCUUUUAUGGAAAUUGAUAGGAAGGCACUUGCUGACUUGGUAAGAGAAAAAAAUAGCGAUAGGCUGCACACUUAUGGAGGUGCAAAAGAAUUAGCAGCCAUUCUUCAAACAGAUCCAGAAGCUGGUAUCAGCAGUGCAGAGGGUAGCAUAAAGCAAAGAAUCGAUGCAUUUGGAUCCAACACAUACAGAAAGCCCCCUGCUAAAAGUUUACUGAGGUUUCUUCUCGAAGCAUCCAAAGAUUCCAUGAUCAUCAUUCUUCUGGUUUGUGCAGUUUUGUCACUCUGUUUUGGAAUCAAACAGAAUGGCCUGAAGGAAGGAUGGUAUGAUGGAGCAAGCAUAAUUGUGGCUGUAAUACUAGUUCUUGGAGUCUCUGCCAUCAGCAACUUCAAACAAAGUAAGCAAUUUGAGAAGCUUUCCAAUGAGAGCAAUAAUAUAAGAAUUGUCGUAGUCAGAGAUGGGCGGAGACAGCAAAUGUCCAUAUUCAAAAUCGUUGUAGGCGAUAUUGUAUGUCUAAAAAUCGGCGAUCAAAUUCCAGCAGAUGGGUUAUUCCUGGAUGGUUACUCUUUAAAGGUAGAUGAGUCUAGCAUGACAGGUGAAAGUGACCAUGUUGAAAUCCAUGAGGCAGGCAAUCCAUUCCUGCUAUCGGGUACAAAGGUCACAGAUGGCUAUGGUCGCAUGCUCGUUACAUCUGUAGGAAUGAACACAACAUGGGGUCAGAUGAUGAGUUUAAUAACUCAUGACACAAAUGAACAGACACCAUUACAAAGGCGGCUUAACAAGCUGACCUCCGGUAUUGGGAAGGUCGGUUUGUUGGUCGCUUUCCUUGUUUUAGUCGUGUUGUUGAUACGUUACUUCACCGGACAAACCAAAGAUGAAAGAGGGCAAAGGGAGUUCAAAGCCAGACAGACGAGUACUGGCGAUAUCAUGAAUUCCAUCAUCCGGAUCAUUGCUGCAGCAGUUACUAUCCUUGUAGUGGCUAUUCCAGAGGGUUUGCCUUUGGCUGUAACACUAACCCUGGCAUACUCAAUGAAACAAAUGGUGAUGGACCAUGCCAUGGUGAGAAAAUUAUCAGCCUGUGAGACUAUGGGAUCGGCUACUACCAUCUGCACUGAUAAAACCGGCACCCUGACUUUAAAUCAGAUGCAAGUCACUGAAUUUUGGUUAGGCAAUGAGCCGAUGAAGGGAAAGACACCAACAGACAUAGCACCUGAUGUUGGUCAACUGCUGCAAGAAAGUAUUGGCUUAAACAGUACUGGUGAGAUUUAUACUUCACCUUCUUCACCAAAUCCAGAGAUUACUGGUAACCCAACAGAGUCAGCCAUCCUUAAUUGGGCUGUAUUUGAUAUGAAAAUGGAUAUCAACACAACAAAGCAAGAGUAUGAAAAGCUCCAUGUUGAAGUUUUCAAUUCAGAGAAGAAAAGAAGUGGGGUUUUAGUGAGGAAAAAUCAUUCGGAGACAGUUCGUGUGCAUUGGAAAGGAGCAGCUGAAAUGAUUCUGGCCAGGUGUUCAAACUACUACAUGGAAAAUGGUACAGUUAAGGCCAUAGAUGAUGAAGAGAGAAAACAGCUUGAAAUAAUAAUUGAAAAGAUGGCAGGUAAGAGUCUUCGCUGCAUUGCUUUUGCUUUCAAAAGCAUUGCAGGACAUGGUGUCAUUUGCGAGAAUCUUCCAGACACUCAAUUAACAUUACUGGGGUUGGUGGGUUUAAAGGAUCCAUGCAGGCCAGAGGUUAAAGCAGCAGUAAAAUCGUGCAGAAAAGCUGGAGUGAACAUAAAAGUAAUCACUGGAGACAACAUGUUGACAGCAAAAUCAAUAGCCAUAGAGUGCGGAAUUUUAAAUGGUAAUGAGGACUUGGAAGAUACAGCUGUUGAAGGAAUAACUUUCAGAAAUUAUUCACCUGAAGAAAGAAUGGCAAAAAUUGAUCGGAUCCUUCUUAUGGCAAGAUCAUCUCCUUUUGACAAGCUAUUGAUGGUACAGAGUUUAAAGCAGAAAGGUCAUGUGGUAGCAGUAACUGGUGAUGGCACAAAUGAUGCACCUGCUUUGAAAGAAGCAGAUGUUGGCCUUUCAAUGGGCAUCCAGGGCACAGAAGUUGCCAAGGAAAGCUCAGACGUUGUCAUCCUGGAUGACAAUUUCAAUACCGUUGUUAUGGUAUUAAGGUGGGGCAGAUGCGUAUACAGAAAUAUUCAAAAGUUCAUCCAGUUUCAACUCACAGUCAAUAUCACAGCCCUAUGCAUCAAUUUUAUUGCUGCAGUAUCUGCCGGCGAAGUUCCUCUCACGGCAGUCCAGCUUCUUUGGGUGAACCUGAUCAUGGAUACAUUGGGUGCCUUGGCCUUGGCAACUGAACAGCCAAACAAUGAUCUAAUGGAAUGCAGACCUGUUGGUCGCAGAGAACCUCUUAUAACCAAAAUCAUGUGGCGAAAUCUCAUUGCUCAGGCUUUAUAUCAGGUAACUAUCAUACUGAUCCUUGAAUUCAAAGGAAGCUCUAUCUUCCAUGUGAACGAAAAGGUUGAGCACACCAUUAUUUUCAAUAGUUUUGUCCUCUGUCAAGUUUUUAAUGAGUUCAACGCAAGAGAGCUUGAGAAGAAAAAUGUAUUCAGGGGAGUACUAAAGAACAAACUGUUUCUAAGCAUCAUAGGGAUGACAGUAGCUCUUCAAGUGGUUAUGGUAGAGUUCUUGAAGAGAUUUGCCACUACAGAAAGGCUGAACUGGGUACAAUGGGUUUCAUGCAUUGGAAUUGCUGCACUGUCAUGGCCAAUUGGUUGGUUUGUCAAAUGCAUCCCUUCUGAACGGCUCCCUUCUCUUCCAUUUAGAACUACAUUUUAAGAAGUGGAAUCUUAGAUCAACUGGGUGGAAGGAGGUCAAUCUUUAUACGUACAUGUCAUGCCAGAGACCACG
Messenger RNA from Coffea eugenioides, 3391 nucleotides. RefSeq names its product putative calcium-transporting ATPase 13, plasma membrane-type. Gene Ontology annotation, molecular function: P-type calcium transporter activity; ATP hydrolysis activity; ATP binding. Gene Ontology annotation, cellular component: intracellular membrane-bounded organelle; membrane. The coding region runs from base 134 to 3319 and encodes 1061 amino acids. Gene Ontology annotation, biological process: calcium ion transmembrane transport. The transcript has a single exon. The record is from RefSeq and is a predicted model, not a curated record. Lineage: Eukaryota; Viridiplantae; Streptophyta; Magnoliopsida; Gentianales; Rubiaceae.